GCUUUUACAUAUGUAUCAUUCCCUUCUUUCUUAUUUGGGAGGCGUCUGUGUGUUUUCCUGAAUUUACCAAAAGAAGAAAGAGAUCAUGUUCUUGAGAAGUUGCUCCCCUCUUUAUUAUUUUUUUAUUGAUUUAUAUACCCAUUAGGGUUAUAUUGCUAGAACUAGGGUUAUCACUCAUCAAAUAUCUCAGCUAAUCUUUCCCUUGAUGAUAUUCUUUCUAGGGUUUGUGUGAUCUUUUCAAUUCUCCUUAUUAGGUCUCUUGAGAUUUGAAAGUUCACAACAAGAUUUUCCUUGUCUUUAUGCUUCUUAACUGUUGCCCAUAAAGGUUAGUUGUCAGGUAUAAUAAUGGUGAGAGGGAAGACUCAGAUGAAGAGAAUAGAGAAUGCAACAAGCAGGCAAGUGACCUUUUCAAAGAGAAGGAAUGGACUGCUUAAAAAGGCCUUUGAGUUAUCAGUUCUUUGCGAUGCUGAAGUUGCACUCAUCGUUUUCUCCACUAGAGGGAAGCACUAUGAGUUUUCCAGCUCUAGUAUUAAUAGAACAAUAGAACGGUAUCAGAAGAGAGCCAAGGACGUAGGAAUCAGCAGCAAGAUGGUUCAAGACAAUAUACAGCCUGUGAAGGAAGAUACAUUUACUCUGGCCAAGAAGAUCGAGCUUCUUGAAGUCUCUAAAAGGAAGCUCUUAGGAGAGGGAUUGGAAACAUGUUCCACUGAUGACCUACAACAGUUGGAGAACCAGUUGGAGCGAAGCUUAACAAGAAUUAGGGCAAGAAAGAACCAGUUAUUUAGGGAGCGGAUUGAGAAGCUCAAAGGCGAGGAGAAAAUCCUGUUGGAAGAAAACACGAGGUUACGGGAGAAGUGUGGGAUGCAACAACCUGACCUCUCAUCAACCAGGAAGCAACAACUAUUAGAAGACCGACAAAUUACGGAGGUGGAGACAGAAUUGUUUAUAGGACCACCAGAGACACGGCUUGCCCCAAAACCAUAAGACUUGAAUAAUUGCAGUUUCAAAUUUGCAAUACAGUUCCAGCUUCCGAAGUGUCAAUGGUUUUUUCUUUUUUUCAAAUCAUUUGCAUCUGAUAGCUAAUGUCGCGAGUCAAAUAAACUUUCCCAAACAUAUUACAUGACAAAAAGGAGUUGAACAAUACCAUUGUGUGAUGAGUUAAAAUAUCUUUUGGAA
This is a messenger RNA of Populus nigra (black poplar), 1176 nucleotides long. Its product is annotated as agamous-like MADS-box protein AGL19. Gene Ontology annotation, biological process: positive regulation of transcription by RNA polymerase II. Lineage: Eukaryota; Viridiplantae; Streptophyta; Magnoliopsida; Malpighiales; Salicaceae. The transcript is spliced from 8 exons. Gene Ontology annotation, molecular function: protein dimerization activity; RNA polymerase II cis-regulatory region sequence-specific DNA binding; DNA-binding transcription factor activity, RNA polymerase II-specific. Gene Ontology annotation, cellular component: nucleus. Bases 346 to 984 code for a protein of 212 amino acids. The record is from RefSeq and is a predicted model, not a curated record.